Molecule: messenger RNA, 1701 nt
Organism: Chaetura pelagica (chimney swift)
Lineage: Eukaryota; Metazoa; Chordata; Aves; Apodiformes; Apodidae
Gene: IL4I1
Product: interleukin 4 induced 1
Exons: 7
Coding region: 1-1701 (566 amino acids)
Biological process (GO): amino acid catabolic process
Molecular function (GO): L-amino-acid oxidase activity; polyamine oxidase activity
Source: RefSeq, a predicted model, not a curated record
AUGACCAGGCUUGUCCUCUUCCAGGUCCUCCUCCUGGUGGGGCUCCUGAGCGCCCACAAGUUCUUGGGGUACCCUGAGUAUUGUCUCCAUGACCCCGAUUAUGAGGAGCUGCUGAAGAUCAUCCAGGAUGGGUUGGGACGUGCUGGGACUCCAGCCCACGUGGUGGUGGUGGGUGCAGGGAUCAGUGGCCUGACAGCAGCCAAGCUGCUCCACGAGGCUGGGCACAAGGGGUGGAAGGUGGAGAAGGGUCUCCAGGGGAGGAAGGUGGAGAAGGGUCUCCAGGGGAGGAAGGUGGAGAAGGGUCUCCAGGGGAGGAAGGUGGAGAAGGGUCUCCAGGGGAGGAAGGUGGAGAAGGGUCUCCAGGGGAGGAAGGUGGAGAAGGGUCUCCAGGGGAGGAAGGUGGAGAAGGGUCUCCAGGGGAGGAAGGUGGAGAAGGGUCUCCAGGGGAGGAAGGUGGAGAAGGUUCUCCAAGGGCUGGUCCUUGAGGUCAUCAGGCAGUUUGGGCUGAAGUUGAGCCCCUUCCAGGUGAGGGACCCCAACGCCUGGUACUUGAUCAACGGGACCCGGAUCCGGGCCGGGGAGGUGGAGAAGAACCCUGAUGUCCUCAACUACCCCGUGAAGCCAUCAGAGAAGGGCAAGAGUCCCACUCAGCUCUACAGGGAAGCCCUGGACAAGGCUCUGCAGAAGUUCCAGAGUGUGGACUGCAAGAAGUUUCUGGCUGAACACGACUCCUUCUCCACCAAGGAGUACCUGAUCAAGGUGGGAAACCUGAGCAGAGGAGCAGUUCAGAUGAUUGGUGACCUGAUGAACGAGGACUCCGGGUUUUAUCUCUCCUUCCUGGCCUCCCUGUGGGACUUUGGUGUCUUCUCUUCAGAGAGGUUCUUCGAGAUCACGGGGGGGUUUGACCAGUUGCCCAAGGCCUUUCUCAAGGCCUUGCCCGACGUCGUCCGGUUCAACUGCACCGUGGAGAAGAUCAUGACCCAGGACAACCAAGUCCAAGUCUUCUACCGAGCUCCAGACACUUUGGCCCCAUCCAGAAUCUCUGCUGAUUACGUCCUGGUCACCUCCACGGCCAAGGCCACCAGGCACAUCCACUUCCACCCCCCUCUUUCUCCACCCAAAACCCAAGCCCUCCGUUCCAUCCACUACGCCGGGGCCACCAAAAUAAUCCUGGUUUGUUCCCAGAAGUUCUGGGAGCAGGAUGGGAUCCGAGGAGGACCUUCCAUCACCGACCACCCUUCCAGGUUCAUCUACUACCCCAACCACAACUUCUCCAGCGGGGUGGGGGUCAUCUUGGCUUCCUACACCUGGAAUGAAGACUCCCUGUUCUUCCUGUCCCUCUCGGAUCAGGCCUGUCUGGACGUGGUUUAUCAAGACCUGGCCGAGAUCCACCAACUCAACAAGGACUUCCUGCAGGAGAUCUGCGACCGGUACGUGAUCCACAAGUGGGAGCUGGACCAACAUUCCAUGGGGGCCUUCGCUGCCUUCACCCCUUUCCAGUUUGUGGAUUAUUCCCAGGAGCUUUUCCAGCCCGAGGGGAGGGUCCAUUUUGCAGGAGAACACGUGGCUCAACCUCAUGGUUGGCUUGAAACCGCCGUGAAAUCGGCCGUCAGGGCCGCCAGCAACAUUCUUCACCAGGCCCAGGUGGAGGAGGAGGAGGAGGAGAAGAUGGGGACCUUCCUCCCCAUGGAAGAUCUCUGA